GAGAUCCAGGGCACGAAGGACUGCCGUCAUCCAGGACCUGGAGCGAAAACUCCGCUUCAAAGAGGACCUGCUGAACAACGGCCAGCCGAAGCUAACAUACGAAGAAAGAAUGGCUCGCCGGCUGCUGGGAGCCGACAGUGCCACCGUCUUUAACAUUCAGGAGCCAGAAGAGGACACGGCCCAUCAGGAAAUGGGGUCUCCUCAGGCUUCCGUAGGGAAUCCCCUGGACGGUCAAAAGGAAUACAAGGUGUCCAGCUGCGAGCAGCGGCUCAUCAGCGAGAUCGAGUACCGGCUGGAGAGGUCCGCCGUGGACGAGUCGGGGGACGAGGGCGUCGGGGACGCGCCGGCGGGGAGCGGCGCCGCGCCGACCUUCCAGACGAAGCUGAAGCACUACAAGGUCUUCGAGGGCAUGCCCGUCACCUUCGCGUGCCGGGUGGCGGGGAACCCGCAGCCCAAGAUCUACUGGUUUAAGGACGGGAAGCAGAUUUCUCCCAGGAGCGACCACUACACCAUCCACAGAGACGCUGACGGGACGUGCCGCCUGCACGCCGCGGCCUCCACCCUGGAGGACGACGGGAACUACACGGUGAUGGCUGCCAACCCUCAGGGCCGCGCCAGCUGCACGGGGCGGCUGAUGGUGCAGGCCGUCAACCAGAGAGGCCGCAGCCCCCGCUCCCCCUCGGGCCAUCCUCACGGCAGAAGGCCUCGUUCUAGAUCAAGGGACAGUGGAGACGAAAAUGAACCGAUUCAAGAGCGAUUUUUCAGACCUCACUUCUUGCAGGCACCUGGAGAUCUGACUGUUCAGGAAGGAAGACUCUGCAGAAUGGAUUGCAAAGUCAGCGGGUUGCCAGCCCCAGAUCUAAGCUGGCAGCUGGACGGAAGGCCCGUGCGCCCCGACAGCGCUCACAGGAUGCUUGUGCGAGAGAACGGGGUGCACUCCCUGAUCAUAGAGCCAGUCACGUCGCGGGACGCCGGCAUCUAUACGUGCAUCGCCACCAACCGAGCAGGACAGAACGCGUUCAGCCUGGAGCUGGUGGUUGCUGCUAAAGAAGCACACAAACCGCCCGUGUUCCUUGAGAAGCUGCAGAACACAGGCGUGGCCGACGGGUACCCGGUGCGGCUGGAGUGCCGCGUGGCCGCGGUGCCGCCCCCCCAGAUAUUCUGGAAGAAGGAGAACGAGUCGCUCACGCACAGCACCGACCGGGUGAGCAUGCACCAGGACAACCACGGCUACGUCUGCCUGCUCAUCCAGGGGGCCACACGGGACGACGCCGGGUGGUACACUGUGUCUGCCAAGAACGAAGCCGGGAUCGUGUCCUGCACGGCCAGGCUGGACGUCUAUACCCAGUGGCAACAGCAGCCACAGAGCACCAAGCCAAAGAAAGUCCGGCCCUCUGCCAGUCGCUACGCGGCGCUCUCAGACCAGGGACUAGACAUCAGAGCGGCGUUCCAGCCUGAAGCCAGCCCGUCUCCCCUGACGCUGAAUGCCGCCUUGGUGGAGAGCGAGGACCUGUAACCCAGCCGCCCGUCGCCACUGAAAUGCUGAAACCGCUGUGGCCUUGACCAACAACACAGUCCUUUGUCACAUGAUGUAAAAGGUAGAAACAUACCUUUGACUAUAAGAAAUAAAAAAAACACCAAAAUAACAUUUUUCUUACUUGAUAUAUACCAAACUUAGAGUUUAAGUAGGUGAUGCUAAUAGAAGUGUACACAUUGCACAGAAAAUUCACAUUUGUUGUCCAAUUUGAUACUUUUGGAAUUGCUGUGAUUAAAGUGGUCUGAAAUGCCAAAAUGCUAAAGGAAAUCAGUUGUCACAGGAAACCACAUUUGUAUUGUCUACAAGUGCCUUCAAACAUAAGCUACAGGUGCUACGUAGCAUGAUAGUGUGAGUGUUUAACGCGAGGCAGUUGUACCACAGGGACUACUUACAACGGUUCUAGAUGCAGUGUACUCAGACAGCUACCACGAACCAAGUGCAAUAUGUCAGGACGAAAAAGGAAGACGAAAUGACAAAGAAAUCCAAGUAAAUGCCUUGUCUUUUGCAAACUGUUUUACAUUAAAUCAUAAGGAAGGAACUACUUGCCUUAAACUUCGUUAAUAUCAGGAGUUUCCUAACAAGGUUAAUACCUUAGUUCUUAACCUUCUUUUCUUUAUGUGUAGUAUUUUUCUUUCCAUGCUACCUUGGUAGGAAGCUUAUAUACAAACUGUAUUAAAAGGCUAAUUUAAAGAUAGAUAAUAUAAAGUAUUUUGAAUAAAGCAGAAGUAUAUUACGGUUCAUGCCACCAAAGGCAUCCAGCCCCCCGAAUGGCAAGGCACACAGUGUUUGGAGGAGACAGGGUCCGGAGGGAGCAGGAGGAAGAUGAAGGGAAGCGCCACCAGCACAUUAUAUCGCACCAAUUUACACAAGAGUAGAAGGGGAAGGAGAGGUGGCAAAGGCCAGGCUCUUCUUUGGUUUUCUUCAAAUUUAUCCUCAAAUGUAGGUGAGAAAAACACUGCCGUUCACAAGUCAGGGAAUCUAGGGCCAGCUGGAAGUUCGGGGCACGCGAGCUGCGGGAAUCUCGGGUGUCUGAAGUGCGUGUAGCGAAGAUGUCGGGCAUGUGUGGAGCGAGCUGAGCACGGACUGGGACCGCAGGGUGGCACGAAUGAGAAGUCGCCAGUAGGGUCUAGUCUGAUGGCAGGAAGUGGAGACAGGAGGAAAAACAAAAGCAGGUUUGUGGCAUAACGGACUGCUUCAGCGGCACCCGGGGGUGGCGGGUGGAAGCGAUCAGCUCACUCCCUGCCGCGGCGAGAAGGUGCUGGGUUCCGAGUGGUGUCGAGCAUCUCAGCAAGCGCUGCUCUCUGAACGCGUAUGACUCUGCGUCAGCUAGACUGAGCGGAUUCUGACCAGACUUGAUGGUUUUAAGUCGGAACCAAUAGAUUUUAAAAAGAAAAAAAUAAUUUGGCCUAAGUAGUAUACAACAUGAGGCUUUAAUGGUACUUUGCUAUGAAAACACUGUAUUCCUUACACAAAACAUUUAUCUUUCAUUAUUUAUGUGUUGAACUUUCUUAGCUCAGUUACUCAAUUCAUACGUAGUAUUUCUUAAAAUAAUUUUGUAUCUGUGUACCACCCCAUAUAUUUCAUGUUACUGCUUCACAUGUACAGCUUUCUACUUUGUAAGAACACCAACCAUCCGGGUCUUAAAUGAUAAUGGGUUGAGCACCAAGUGGCAGUUGUUCUAUGCAGCGUAGCACAAGUCUCUCUGACCACACUUCUAUGCAUUGUGAAUUUGGGACUUGAGAUACCAUACAAAGUCUCUCAUGGACCUGUCUGUAUUGCAGAAUUAUGACUUAUGUCAUAUCUUCCUUGCCAAAUUUUUUCUGAAUGUGACUUUUUUGCUAAUUUGCUGGGUUUGGGAUUAAAUAGCAUUAUUUUGCCAUCUUUAUGCUGUAUUUAUAGGGGGAAAAGUACUAUCAUACUUCUUUGGAUUGUUGUGCUGGUGUAAUGUGGAUUUAACAACAAUAAAUAUUUAACAAAAAAUA
Messenger RNA from Microcebus murinus (gray mouse lemur), 3519 nucleotides. The record is from RefSeq and is a predicted model, not a curated record. Lineage: Eukaryota; Metazoa; Chordata; Mammalia; Primates; Cheirogaleidae.